Molecule: messenger RNA, 1314 nt
Organism: Aspergillus clavatus NRRL 1
Lineage: Eukaryota; Fungi; Ascomycota; Eurotiomycetes; Eurotiales; Aspergillaceae
Gene: mdm12
Product: ERMES complex subunit MDM12
Exons: 1
Coding region: 1-1314 (437 amino acids)
Biological process (GO): phospholipid transport; mitochondrion organization
Cellular component (GO): ERMES complex
Molecular function (GO): lipid binding
Source: RefSeq, a predicted model, not a curated record
AUGUCCAUAGACAUCAACUGGAGGACCGCCACCUCUGGUCCAGACGGCGAAGCUCUCGCGGAGCGCAUCCGCUCCUUCAUUCACGACAGAUUUCAGCAGGUGGCUCUCCCCCGGUUCAUCCGUUCUGUUCAGGUCCAUUCCUUCGAUUUCGGAACAAUUCCGCCCGAGCUUGAGAUCAAAGAUUUUUGCGAGCCCUUUGCCGACUUCUACGAGGAGGAUGACGACGCCGACACGUCCGAUGUGUCUGAGGACCUUCUCUCGGAGCACUCGAGUCAGUGGGACAGGACGCACUCGGAGCUCAAUGAACCACCUUAUCGAGAAGAGUCGGCGAUGAACCAUGGUCUACGAGACCCAUUCCAUGAAGGAUUUCCUCCCUCACCCUUGCGAUCGCCUCUUGGAGAACACCUCAACCCCCACUUCCUACCCCGUGCCGGCACUCCUGGUAUUCCCGGCGGUACGUCGAAUUUGGGUUAUCACUUGAUGUCCCUGGGUGGCCUUUCUGGUACGCAAACGCCUCUUGCUGCAGUGGCGGGCGGUAACCCGUUUGCAAGCGGGUGGUCGGACUCCGGAAUGGGUUUCGGGAACAGGGGUCGAUCGGAGAGACAAGGCCCAAUACCGCAACACCGCCCCGAGCCCGAGAUCGACACCAGUAACUCAACCUCUCGCCCGUCAACAGCCAACACUCUACCUUCCCACCUCUCGGAAUCUAAUAAUCUCAACGCGGACGGUGCGACCGGGAGGAACGAGCGUGGCUCGCUGCACAACGGAGACCCACUAGCAGAUCAUACCUGCUCAGGCCACCUCCCACUCCCCCCACGGAUGCGCGAGCGCCGGCCCGAAGACUUCCAAGUCCUGUGUCAUGCCAAAUACGCCGGCGAUGUGCGUCUGUCUCUGACGGCGGAGAUCUUGCUGGACUAUCCGAUGCCCAGCUUUGUGGGCUUACCGCUGAAACUCAAUGUCACAGGUAUCACCUUCGACGGAGUAGCUGUCGUCGCGUAUAUUCGUAAAAGAGUCCAUUUCUGCUUCCUGUCCGCCGAAGACGCGGACGCCUUGAUUGGUUCGGAGCAGCAGCAGGAAUCUGGCGGGGACGAUCACCGCCCCCGGUCCGGUGCCGAUUCCUCCGCCCACACGUCCCAGAAACGCCAAGGGGGCCUGCUGCAGGAGAUCCGGGUGGAGAGCGAGAUUGGCCGCAAGGAAAACGGGAAGCAGGUAUUGAAGAAUGUGGGCAAGGUCGAGCGAUUUGUCCUCGCGCAGGUGCGCAGGAUUUUCGAGGAAGAACUUGUGUAUCCUAGCUUCUGGACAUUUCUCAUCUGA